Molecule: messenger RNA, 1848 nt
Organism: Fusarium mangiferae
Lineage: Eukaryota; Fungi; Ascomycota; Sordariomycetes; Hypocreales; Nectriaceae
Exons: 4
Coding region: 1-1848 (615 amino acids)
Molecular function (GO): protein binding
Source: RefSeq, a predicted model, not a curated record
AUGGAUUUGGAAUGGAUGGAAUUCGCUGAAGGGUGGGAGUGGCAUGCACUGAAUUAUGUGAAUCCUCUUCCUCCUAUGAUACCUUACCCAUCUUACUGUGUCAGUCGUCGAUGUGGAUGGUGUCGCUUUUCGAUCAAGCCCGGCGACCUCAUCACAGCCAGAGCAUCUGGUGGCACUGAAACCGUUGCCUUUGAAUCGUGCGAUUCCUUCAACGAUGAAAAGUUGCAUGCAACUUUCAGGCGCUGCACAAGUGAUCACGAGUCAUGUGCAACAAUCGGAUACCACGUCGAAUGCUCCGAGAUAGCUUCAUCAUUCGGGCUUGACAAGAGAGCCUUUGUGCAAGUUGCUCGAUAUUCUUACGAGCCUUCGGUUCAAGAAGAUGAGCGGCGACGGGAGUGGAUUCUGAACCACUUGCACCAGAUCAUGAGUGAAAAGUUCACAAGUCUACCACCAGAGAUACUGCUUAUGAUAAGCAAACAUCUGGUCCCUCACUAUGCGAUAGCUUCACUGUCUCAUGUCUCUCGGUCGAUUCAAUGCACGAUCGAGCCAUUGAAGGAUGUAUGGGCUACUCAUUUCGACCUGGACGGCAUUGAGUAUAUAGCUUCCUUGUCGAACAUACCAAAGCCCGGAAGCCGUUUAGUCUGGAGAGAGAUCAAGGGCCAGGAGGAGAACUAUCUUUUCAUCUCAGAAGAUCAUCUCGGUAUUCGACAGAUCGUUAACGAUCCUGGAGCUGUUACAUCGGUACAAGGUAGUUCAGGCUGGUGGCGAACACUCCCGAUCACCAGCACAGUCCUCUCAUUCUCUGAUGAUGGCCUCAAAUUGCGCAGUUUUGCUGCCGCUCCAUUGAAUCCUACCAUCUGUUGGCCGUAUCCCAUGGCCCCGGAUGCGUUGAAAAGUAUGGCUUAUCACGUCACAAAAGACUCAUCUCCAAGUCUCGGUAUGACUAUAGAAGCUCGCAUGGUGGCUUUGGAGUUCAACGAGCCUGAGAUCACGGGAUACUCUGCUUGUUGGUACAAGGACCAGCUGGUCGAUCUUCAUACGCACAAGGCUGGAGAGUCCUUGGCUUUUUAUCGUGAGCUGGACGAAAUGGCGAAGCAAAAGUUAGCCAAAGAAAAGUCAGACGACUCGACCGCAAGUCCAGCGCCUCAUUGGACUUACCAUCCAUUGAAUCCCGGAGAACGUGUUGAGCAAGUCUGGUUGCGUUCAAGAAAAGAAGUAGACGAGAAGGACACAACUGAAGACGAAAGACGGCCAAAGACAUCAGAUACUGCCAAUGGAACUGCGAUAUCGCUGGUCACUAAUCAGUCGAGAACACUUACCAUAGGAAGAAGCAGUUCACCACACAGCGAGUGGAAAUGCAUAGCCAAAGAAUCAACGGAUAUUCCAACGCUAGUGUACUUUAGCCCUCGUCUCGGUGGUAUUUCUUUGUUCGCAUCGCCCACUGUGAAGGGAAGUGACAAGGAGACCUUGCCAGCAGGACUCGCACCCGAACCCGAAACAGAUCUUGUUGAGACCCCAGGAGUCUCGCUCGAUGCUGUGAGAGAGGUUCAGAUCUGCAGAGAACAAUCUGAGAAAGUGACCAGUUCAAUAUCCGGCCUCUUGUUUCUAUACAAAGAUGGAAGCCAGGCAUGUAUGGGCAAGUUUCGUUUCGAUCAUGCGAAAGAGAUUGUGCCUGUUGCCGAUUUUACGUGCUUCUAUCUCGGCACCAGAUACUUGGGUCAAGGUAAUCAAGUCUUGGGGGAGUUCUGUUUAUCGAAGCCAGAGUAUGAGGAUAAACCACUGGAGUGGAAGAGUACUCUAUGGAAAGGAAGUUUUCCACGGGAGAUCAUGCUAUUAAUGGACAAUUAA